Molecule: messenger RNA, 703 nt
Organism: Dendroctonus ponderosae (mountain pine beetle)
Lineage: Eukaryota; Metazoa; Arthropoda; Insecta; Coleoptera; Curculionidae
Exons: 3
Coding region: 87-665 (192 amino acids)
Source: RefSeq, a predicted model, not a curated record
CUUUUUUUGCGAAUUAUUGCAGGUUGUCCGUACAGUCACUGGAGAGCUCAUACGAAAUCUAUGCGACUCCUCGUCCUUUGACAGGCAUGAACAAAAGGAAACUCUGCACUAAAGAGCGAACGGCGUGCAAUGUUUAUCGCCGACUGAUUUUAUUGGCUUGGAGGCGAUCCAGAGAAGCUGCCAGAAGCGCCAAAGAAUUGACAAAAAAACAGGAACUUCAAGUUGGUCAAUUAGAAUUGCAAAUCGACGUGCUAAGCAAACUGCGAGUGGCCGAAGGUCAGAAGCGCGAAGAAGCUCAGAGCGAAUGCCAAAAGCUGAAAAGAAACAUCGAAGUGUUGGAACUUGAGAACAAUCAACUGGUCGAGGAAACGGAAGAUUUGCGCAUUUCGUACGACAUUCUCCACAAUGAGCUCAAAGUGGCCAAAGCCGAAAAUAACUUCCUGAGUGAGCAGUCUAUUACGUUUCAGAAUCUACUGGGCAAGAAGAAGGCGGAGAUCGAAGUCCUGGAGGAAAAGGUAAGAAGGGUAGCUUUUUCCAGCUUAAAGGGCGGUAGAAACACAACAAUCUUAGCACAAUUUCAUCUAGUGAUGAGCGAGUUUGGUCUUGGUCUCAAUUUUGCAAAAAAGCAAGAAUUGCAAGAAUUUUGCGAUAUUGAACCGCAUUAAAUCUGUUCUCGUAGCCCUUAAAUAUGAUAUUAAAAUUG